This is a messenger RNA of Phycomyces blakesleeanus NRRL 1555(-), 633 nucleotides long. RefSeq lists its product as hypothetical. NCBI's taxonomy places the organism in Eukaryota, Fungi, Mucoromycota, Mucoromycetes, Mucorales, Phycomycetaceae. The coding region runs from base 1 to 633 and encodes 210 amino acids. The record is from RefSeq and is a predicted model, not a curated record. The transcript is spliced from 4 exons.
AUGAGCAACAACAACAGCUUCAACAGCAACAACAGUGACAAUGGAAUCUUCAACAGAUCCAUUAGCACAAUCUCCCCCCUCCCAUCCGUGGGAGCCCCAGUUGUACCAAAAGGUACAAAGAGAAAGUUGGAUGAGUUGGAGGAGCUUGCCGAGUUGGCAAUGGAGUACCGCCCGGUAACCACUGGAACGAAGCGGAGCUGCCCUGAGGACUUUGACGAAGACGAACGCGUCCCAAAGCGCGUCCUUCGUCAGAUCCUUGCUGAUUACGAGGAACCCGUCCAGAAGGGCAAGACGGGCCUUCCAUUGUCAAAGGCCCUCUACAGACGGGUUCUGAGUCAGGAGACCCAGGCAGAGGCGGUCCUGGCCAUCACAGGGUGCCUCCACCCUAGAAAGUGUGAGGCAGUAAAGCCAGAAGAGGACGCCGCCGUCUUCCAGGUGCCACAUCCAGUAGUGCAGAAACAGAAACAAAAUCCGAAAUCUGGAUCAGUAUUAGGAUCAGUAUUAGGAUCAGUAUUAGGAUCAGUAUCAGAAUCAGUAUCAGGAUCAGUAUCAGGAUCAGUAUCAGGAUCAGGAUCAGUAUUAGGAUCAGUAUCAAGAUCAAGACCAAUGCCAGGGUCAUGGAUAAGGAUAUGA